Messenger RNA from Clonostachys solani, 1284 nucleotides. Lineage: Eukaryota; Fungi; Ascomycota; Sordariomycetes; Hypocreales; Bionectriaceae. The record is from the annotation of a GenBank genome assembly.
AUGUCAGGAACAAAUCCAUCAAAAAGACCAAACGAUAAUGAUGACGAAGAAUCGGCCAAAAGACGCAAAGAAAAGCUCGAAGAAUUCGAGCUACUUUGUUCAAGGCUACCCAAGCCACAGGGAAAUGAUCGAGGUCGCAGCCAGACACGAUCUACUGGAGGCCAUGGAGGAUCUCUAAGUGGAAACUUCCACCAGAAUGAAAAUGUACAAGACGAUACUCAGUCUUUAGUACCCGCGCCAACGCCCGGUGGGACGCUUGGUUUCGGAAUGUUUGGAGCGAAUUCGCUCUUUCCACAGACCGCCAUCGGCAUGUCUGAUGGCAGUCUCUUAAGCAGACUUAGCAUGGCACGCUUAGGCAAUGGAUACAUUGACAUUAGCACACUGGGCAGCAAUGAUCUUGCCAGUGUUGCCAAUUUCACAGGCAACGGUCUCGUUCCCUAUAGUGCAACCCAGGGCUUGGCGCAACGAGUUGCACAGGCUCAAGAUCAGUCCAUUUUGAUGCAGCAUUGCUAUCAACAAGGACUGAUUCAGGGCCAGUCCAAUCAGGUGCCAGUCCAAGCGGAAAAUCAAAGAACGCAGUGGGUUAGCACCAAUCCUCCAGAGAAAAGCUGGAGUGGUGCUCCUAGGCUACCUAAAGGUAGCAAGGCUCGAGCAAAAGAACCAACUCGUCCCAGAUGUGAUCGCUUGGACUUGAGACUGAAGAAGUAUACCGACGAGAAUGGCAUAGAGAAAUCGUUGAUAAACGUGGUCACAUUUGAUGGCCGUGCCACCAAUCUGGUAUCCCCCGUUCAAUGUUUGAACCCUGGUGUAACCAUGGGAAUAACUUCCUUAGGAGACAGGACUGUUCUUAACAAAGCUAUCGAAAUCGCAGGGAGGACAGCCGAACAUAAAGAUAAACCACACAUGGGACAUGUGUGGUAUCUUAUUGGUCCUGUUCUUAGGCGCCCCGAUUCCGCGAGAGAUGGUCCGCCCUCUGCCAGAUACGACAGAGUAUUCCUAAGCAGCUCCCAGGAAGAUAUCGAUCUACCGCCAAAGAUUUCCGGAAUUGGAAAGGAUGGUAAUAUCAAUAUGCCAGGUCGCUCUGACAUGGAACGUGUCAUCCAGGAACGAGAUGAGUUGAUCAAGCAACUGGACCAAGCAAUCCAUGAUCGGAAUGCAUUGAUUGCAAUCUUUCGAACUGGAAAUCCUUAUCUCACUCAUGACACCGAUGAAUUGCUAGACCGAGACUUCAAUGCACAGGCAGCAGAGAUUACGGCAAACAAUACACCAUUGCCCCCUGAUUAA